Cololabis saira (Pacific saury) is the source of this 1791-nucleotide messenger RNA. It is a transcript of the gene ctsa, whose product is annotated as cathepsin A. NCBI's taxonomy places the organism in Eukaryota, Metazoa, Chordata, Actinopteri, Beloniformes, Belonidae. Gene Ontology annotation, biological process: proteolysis. The record is from RefSeq and is a predicted model, not a curated record. The coding region runs from base 132 to 1547 and encodes 471 amino acids. The transcript has 14 exons. Gene Ontology annotation, molecular function: serine-type carboxypeptidase activity.
CGUGACCUGCUGCUAGUCACAUGACCCGCGGACGUUUCCCCAGGUCAGACCGACGGCGCUGAGACCGAGACCAGCAGUAACAGCAGCAACGGGACCAGCAGGUGGACCAGCAGGUCCCGGACGAGUUCAAGAUGCAUCUUCUUCUUUGGUACUUCCUGUCAUCUCUGCUGGCCAGUGACGCCGCUCCGGCGGCGGAUGAGAUCACGUUCCUGCCUGGGCUGGAGAAACAGCCCAGUUUCCGGCAGUUCUCCGGGUACCUGAGUGUGGCUGAUGGGAAACAUCUGCACUACUGGUUCGUGGAGUCCCAGAAGGACCCGGCCUCCGACCCGCUGGUGCUGUGGCUGAACGGAGGUCCUGGGUGCAGCUCCCUGGACGGGUUCCUGACCGAACACGGCCCCUUCCUGAUCCAGGAGGACGGAGCAACGCUGCUCUACAACCCGUACUCCUGGAACAAGAUUGCCAACAUGUUGUACCUGGAGUCUCCAGUGGGGGUCGGCUUCUCGUACUCAGACGAUACGAAAUACGCCACCAACGACACCGAGGUGUCCAUGAACAACUACCUGGCUCUGAAGGAGUUCUUCCAGCUGUUUCCAGAGUUCUCCAAGAACCAGCUGUUCCUGACGGGGGAGAGCUACGGCGGGAUCUACAUCCCCACCCUGGCUGAGAGGGUGAUGGAGGACGACAGUCUCAACCUGCAGGGCAUCGCCGUGGGAAACGGGAUGUCGAGCUACGAGAUGAACGACAACUCUCUGGUGUACUUCGCCUACUACCACGGCCUGCUGGGCAGCCGGCUGUGGUCGCAACUGCAGAGCUUCUGCUGCAGCGCCGGCAAGUGCGACUUCUACAACAACCCGGAGCAGAACUGCAGCCAGAGCCUCUCCGAGGUCCAGGACAUCGUCUACAGCUCAGGACUCAACAUGUACAACCUGUACGCCUCGUGUCCCGGUGGAGUCCACCAGCGGGUCAGUGUGGAGCGCGGGCAGCUGGUGAUCCGAGACCUGGGCAACAGCUUCAUCCACCACCGGUGGACCCAGCUCUGGAACCAGAAGCUGAAAGGUCUGGCAGCCGUGCAUCCGUCUGCUCGUCUGGACCCCCCCUGCACCAACUCCACCCCCUCCACCCUUUACCUGAACAACGCGUACGUGAAGACGGCCCUGCACAUCAGCCCCAAAGCCCUGCCCUGGGUCAUCUGCAGCGCCGAGGUGAACCUGAACUACCGGCGCAUCUACAUGAACGUGAAGGACCAGUACCUGAAGCUGCUGUCUGCUCUGAAGUACCGGAUCCUGGUGUACAACGGGGACGUGGACAUGGCCUGCAACUUCAUGGGGGACGAGUGGUUCGUAGAGUCUCUGCUGCAACAGGUGGAGGUUCAGAGGCGCACGUGGCUCUACGACGACGUUGACGGUCGGCAGGUUGGAGGUUUUGUCAAAGACUUCAACAACAUCACUUUCCUCACUGUGAAGGGUUCAGGUCACAUGGUUCCAACGGAUAAACCCAUCGCCGCCUUCGCCAUGUUCACCAGGUUCAUCAAGAACCAGCCGUACUGAGCUGAGAACAGUCUGGACCUGUUUGGUUUCCUAACACUGACAGCGGAUCAGCGCCCUGUUGCUCGGCAACGGAAGCAGAAAGUCCAUAACCAAUCAUGUUGUUCUUCUCCACUGACUCCCUCCCCUGAUUGCUGUUUCAGCAUGUGGCUGUCAUGGCAACAAGCACUGCCAGAUUUAUUUUCUAUGAAAAUAAAUUCUUUGAUUUACAGGAUGAACAAAUAAAUAAAGUUUGAUUUAAAUCAAA